UAGAGGUUAAAGAUCGAUCAGAGAGAGAGAGAGAUCGAUCAUGGGAAGGGGACGAAUUCUAGCUCUCCCAUAUCCUGCACAAGGACAUGUGAGCCCUAUGAUGGCCUUUUGUCGUGUACUAGAAAAACAUGGUUUCAAAAUCACAUUUGUGAACACAGACUUCAACCACAAGCGUAUCGUGAGAGCCGGGGUUGGGAAGGAUAGCCUAAGCAUGGGUUCGAACAACAUUAAUUUUGUGUCAAUCCCAGAUGGAUUGGAUCCUGAGGACGAGAGAAACGAACUUGAAUUCCCCAAGUUGUGUCAAUCCAUGUUACUUACCAUGCCUGCAAAGCUUGAGGAGCUCGUACGAGGCAUUAAUAGUAAUGCUGCUGCUGCAUCAGGUGGUCGUGGAGGAUUAGCAGGUGGUACUGAUGAUGAUGACGAUGACAAGAUUACUUGUUUCAUUACCGAGUUUGGUAUGUCGUGGGCAUUGGAAGUCGCCGAUAAGAUGGGGAUUAAAGGAGCUGCCUAUUAUCCUAUGUGCACCACUUUUUGUAAUGCAACGUCAUUUUUUGCACCAAACAAGGAACUGGAGGCCUUUCUAAACUCCGAUGGAAUCAAAGGAUGCGGGACUGAUCAAUUGCCGGAAGAGGUGCAAAAGAUACUGAGUCUCCCAACAGGCGAUUUAGACACACUGAAGAUCAUAUUUGAAUAUUCGGCACGAAACCUUAAAGCCAUGGAAAAGACGGAGUGGUGGCUUUGUAAUUCAGCAUAUGAACUGGAGCCGGAUGAGUUUGCUAAGGUUCCAAGACUACUACCAAUCGGCCCAAAUCUGGCAGAGAUCAGUGGGAGCUCGAGGGCACAGUUCUUCCAAGAAGACUCCUCUUGCCUAGAAUGGCUCGACCAGCAGCCACCCUGCUCAGUCAUAUACGUUGCUUUUGGCAGCGUCGCAACUUUUGAACCAACCCAAUUCCAAGAGCUAGCUCUCGGACUUGACCUCACCAACAGGCCUUUCCUUUGGGUGGUGCGUCCAAAUAUCAUCAAUAGCUCAAGCUGUGCAUUUCCAGAUGAAUUCAAAGGCACUCGUGGGAAGAUUGUAACUUGGGCACCUCAACCAAGAGUCUUGAAUCACCCCUCCAUCGCCUGUUUUCUAAGCCAUUGUGGUUGGAAUUCCACCAUAGAAGGUUUAUCAAGUGCUGUGCCUUUUUUGUGCUGGCCCUUCUUUGCUGACCAGAUCACUAACAAGAUGUGCAUUUGCGAUGUGUGGAAGGUUGGAGUAGGAUUUGACCCUGAUGAUAAUCAUGGAAUCAUUCGGCGCAGUGAAAUUAAGAAGAAGGUUGAUCUACUGUUCGGCGAUGAUAACAUUAGGGCAAGAUCUUCACAGCUUAGGGACACCGUCCUGAGCACUACUGCGGAAGGUGGUCGGUCCUCCAAGAAUCUCAACAAAUUCAUCAAUUGGCUCAGGGAAUAAUGAAGAUAGAUCGAUGAUCAUGAGCGUGCUAGCUAGCUGGCCAGUGCAUGCAUGCUUUUUAAUUAUAUGAAGUUGAAAUUUCCGUCAGGGAAGAAACUCGAUCUUGAGAAGACGAAGCAAAUAAAAUAUAUAUAUAUAUAUA
Messenger RNA from Juglans regia (Persian walnut), 1592 nucleotides. RefSeq names its product UDP-glycosyltransferase 83A1-like. The transcript is spliced from 2 exons. Lineage: Eukaryota; Viridiplantae; Streptophyta; Magnoliopsida; Fagales; Juglandaceae. Gene Ontology annotation, molecular function: UDP-glycosyltransferase activity. Bases 41 to 1450 code for a protein of 469 amino acids. The record is from RefSeq and is a predicted model, not a curated record.